Molecule: messenger RNA, 6156 nt
Organism: Temnothorax curvispinosus
Lineage: Eukaryota; Metazoa; Arthropoda; Insecta; Hymenoptera; Formicidae
Exons: 10
Coding region: 2662-6156 (1164 amino acids)
Cellular component (GO): cytoplasm; plasma membrane
Molecular function (GO): protein binding
Source: RefSeq, a predicted model, not a curated record
AAUUCUCUUUUAUAGUGUUUAAACCUUAAAGUACGGUAUCAUUCUGUAUCAUUCUGUAUACGCGUUAUUUUUGUCGAAGAAAGCAUAUAGUAUAUUAUAGACAUAGUGCGUUUCUAGCGCGUCACUUUCGUGUCUUUUAGCAUCGAAUUUUCAUUUCCGACAAAGACAAUCGACGAUCACUGAACCAGUAAGAUAAGAAUUCAAAGUUUGUUUCAACGACAAACUUCUUGGUCAAAUUUCUUGGUCGUACGCGGUCAAGUAGUGAAACUGAUCGAAAUCAAGAUGAGUCGGAAUCGCGUAUACGGAACGCGAACUCGCGUCAAAGAUUAAAUUAAAUUUAUUUGGGAGAUGUUACAUUCUCUCUCUCUCUCUCUCUCUCUCUCUCUCUCUCUCUCUCUCUCUCUCGGUAAUGUACGCCAAACUGCAUUAUAGUCUUGUAUCACACACUUUGGUUGCCUAAUAUUAUGUUAUGUCUCUCUCUACAUAUCCUGCCAUAUUACGUAUCUCGUAUCUCGUAUCUCGCAUCUCGCAUCUCUGCCCUCUGCCUUUCUUGUAUAAGAUCUUGUGUAUUUAGCGUUAUACAUCUCGUCUAGAUACAUUUUGUUUUUUAGUGCUGCCAAAUGCUAACUAAUUGUAAGAUUUAUAUUUAAAAUUACACAGUAAUUUAAACAUUAAAAUGACAACUUUGCGAGGGACUAGCUUUGGCUUGUAAAGUUUCUGCAGUGUUUUCGUGAUAACCGCGUUGCUUACUCGAGCAACAGUGGGAAUGCCGGCGAAUGGCCUCAAUUUUUACAACUUUGUAGAGCGGAAUGCAAAGCGAUCGUAUCGUGCAAGAGUUUUCAUAUCAGAAGAAAUAUAUAAGAAGUCUUUCAAACAAAAAGAAUCUUUCUCGUCUCAUAUGUGAGAGGUUUAGAUAUAUAACAAGUAUAUUUCGUCAAGUAUCAGAAGGAGGGACACCAAAAGAAAGAAAAGAAAGGACAAACAGAUGUGUAGAUUUGUUGUUCCCUAAUAGUUAUUUUCCUCCGAUUGCUGCGAGGCGAAGGCAAGGAACGAAACACAUAAAUUAAAAGUGCAGAAAAACACAGCUGUACUGUGUCGCGAAAGUGUCUCGCGAGAAUGAAAAAAGACCAAGGCAGGAUGAUCUGUCUAAGCCUCUAAAAAGCCUAAGCGAUCGCUUUGUUCCGACGCGUAAUAAUAUCGCGCGUGUCGGUAGAAGGGAGGGAAGAAGAUGAAAGGGGGGAAUGGAAUUUUGGCUAAUUUGAGAUCGAAUGGACGAUUCUUGUAUUGGGAUCAAAUACGAAGCAAGCGUGCGUCUCCACCGCGGUAGCGGUGUCGCGAAACCGCGGAACUCGCGACGAUUGUGCGACAAACGGUAUGCGUAAGUGCGUACACGCGGUAUAAUACGGACGUAAUUGUUCACCGCGGUUGUAUAACGUGGCUUCCAGGCGACCUCCGACAGUCGUCGUCGGAACGUCGCGUCGCGUAGCUUCGCGUUCCGACACGAACGCGUUGCGAAAACUUGCGCGAUAUUCCGCCGUGGCCGUUGUUUGACAUCAUUCGAAGAUAUCGAUCGAAAAUCGGUGAAGUACUGGAAAUGCGACGAUCGGGCGAAAAUCGUUCGGCGACCGUCAUCGACGACAAGUGCGUGUCAAAGCGUAUCAGAAAAUUACUUUCGGAUCGCUGGAGCCUCGAGUGGAAACUCGAAUAAUCAUCAUCGCGAUUAAUCGUUACGUUCAAGAACAAUUGGAGCAUUCAAAUGCAGAAAAUUGUAACGAGCACAAUUGGAAUGCGGUAGAUGCAGGAUGUGAGAAUUUCGAGACUAAUUAUACUUUUCUCAUUCUUGAUAUAAACGAAAUUUGUCGAAUAUGGAAUAUAGGAAUGUCGCCGACUAUUCCUUCGAUAAACAAAUUUUGCGAAUCGCAUAGGCGCGAAUCUCGCGCGAAACGAAAGCGAGCUUGCGCAACUUGUGACAAAUAAAACUUGGAAUAUUAUACGCGUUGAAGGAAUUUGUGUAAUGUACAUUAGUUUGUGCGUGGUAUGAAGGAAAAUGCAAAAGUGCCAUCAGGAAUUAUUGCCGGGCUAUUACGUGACUACUUUCGUACGAAGAAUAAUUCAGAUCUUUCACCAACGAGGUCAUGCAGCGUGGGAUGUUAAUCGAAGUAUUAAUUACUCUCACUCUCUCACCGCUGAUGCAGAGACAAAAUAAACUUAAUAAACUGAUCCGAUCGACACCACACCGUGGUGUCGCUUCCUCCGCGGACGGAUCGACGAAAAUAAUUAACGUCCAAGAUCAAAAGACUUUUCUCUUCAUUCGAAGAAAAAAAAGGAGCGACGUUGUCUUGAUUUACACGCUACGUUGAUUAACGAGCAGUUUUUCCUAUACGUUAUGUGUUAUGCGUUAUCGCAACGCGUGACGUAACAUAGCGGCACACGUUUUACUUGAUUAUUAUCCGCCGUGAUUCGACCGUCAUCUCUUACAAUUAACAUCGUUCCGUUUCGCAAUCGCAACGAUAUUCGCAAACGGAGAGAAGAGAAAAGAACGGAGAGCCAAAGGCGAAGAAUCGAUUCCAGAAGCUGCAGAAAACUCGCGUCACCACACACAAGAAAGGAAGAAGGAUUUUAUAUGUAUUAAUAUAUUGUAUAUAAUAUAUAAUAGCGGAGAUGAACGAGAUGCGGCACGUUUUGACAGGUCUGAAGACUCCCGCGAAGAGUUCAACCUUGAGCAGUGGCAUCGCGAGUGCUGCAACGGCAACGUGGUACGAUGUCCCGAUGCCGAUUAUUGUACACUGUCAUGAGUUCCACGAGGAGGCGGAACGCCAAGACAAGAACGACGAAGCGAGGAAGAAACGUAAAAGACCCUCCGAGGACGAGAUGGCAAUGAGACUCGUCAAGGAAAAUACGACGGCCAAGUUCUUGGGGAGAGAGAGUCCUACGAGAGUCUGGUCGUCGAAAGACGCGACGUCGAGUCGACCUGGAGGCCUCUCCCUGUCUCCCGACAGCGUUGGCGAGGUGUCGCGGAGCGAAACCUCACGAGCGGAGACCGUCGCCGUCGCCGUCGCCGUCGCGAGUAGAUCGAGUCGAGUCUGUGUCUCGGACAAUCUCCAAGUGAAUCCCGCCGAGUCUCGCGUGAACAACAGGACUCGGGAUGAGAAGAGACACAGUACUACGAUGGAACUGAACGCCACUACGACACUGAAAACGGACGCCGAUGGAGUGCCGACGAUCAGUUUCAGCUUUUUACGCGCCGGUGAGAAUUUUCACGAGAACGACGACGAAAACGGCGACGAGAUUGUUAUUCUGGAGGUCGACACGAGCGAUCAAGCUGACUUGUCGGGAAAUCAGUUGUACGACUUUCCUAAGAGCGCCAUUCUGGAAAGUAGUCGAGCUUCCUUGGAACGACCCGGUCGUGAUAAGGACCAAAUAAUUUCAGGCGAAUCCUCGUUGCCGGCAGCUCGUCAGGAUCCUUACGACCGCGACAUGCCGAAACUAACGUGCAAGGACGUAUCUUGGAACGAAUCGCGAGAGGAAGAAGUGCCGACGAUCUCCAAUACCGAUCUCGAAAACGAUCAGGAAAAUUACCAAGUCGCAAACGCAAUAGUUUCGCCUGAAAAGAAGAACCAACAACGAGACCGGAUGAAACGUUCCACCAGAUCGCUCAAAUCUGGCAGAAGAAGCUACGGCGCGUCGGACAGCGACGGUUACGACGCCGGCAUAGCGUCGAUGUCUGGUUCGUACUCGGACCCCGAGUGCCCGCAUGGCGCCGGCGGCGAGGAGGCAGCGUUGUCGGAGAGCGGAGGUUCGGACCGCGGCAAACGGCUGAGGUUGCAGAAGCGACGACUGGGCAAGGCUUGGGGCAGGAUGCGUAGCUGGUUGCGAGAAGAAAAGACGAGGAUCGGCCAGGUGGUCAACAGGCACGCCAAGUUGCAAGCGGUCGGCGCGCUCAAUCCUGAGGUGCGAAGCAAUCGUGCCACUCCCGUGCAAACAUCCAAGAGCAAGCAGCGUGGCUUCUACGAUCUGACGCGGGCUCACACCCAGGAGUCUGGCUCGAUCACCAGGGUGGAGGAGUUUGGUUUGUCGUCGGUGUCGGAGGAGGUGAACGUUUCCGAUGAUAUCGAGAGGCCAACGUCAGCAUCGCCCGAUUCGGGAAACACAUCGGCGAACGACGCGAGAAGAUUGCGCGGCAACCUGCGAAGAAAGACGGCUAGUUCGGACGAUAUUUUGGAGAACAAUAGGACGAGGUUGCAACUGCCAGGGUCUUUUAGCAUGGAUAAGCUAUGCUCGCGGGUGACGGAGAACGACGAGAUGAAGGUGACGACGGCGACGGCGACGGCGCCAACACCAGUAGUGACGAUGGCAAUGGCGGGGACCAGUGGUGAUGCCGAAGCGUCGAGGGACUACGGUGGGAAAAGUGGUCUGAUUAAGAGGAGAAUGCUCGGGUCAAUCAGAGGGUUAAUGGCCUCGACUCAUCUGUUGCAGACCUACGAGUCCGACGAGGGAGGACAAGGUGGCUUCGAGGACGUGCGAAGGUACGUCAAACAAGGAGGCGAUUUUUGCAAGGAACUGGCAUCGAUUCUUCACGAAAGAGCCGAACUGGAAGCUACGUACGCGAAAGGGCUCAGCAAACUCAGUAGCAAGCUGACAAAGGCCUGCGCCAAGGAUCAAGGUGGCAAUAGCAACGGAGGUGUGAACGAGGCAUGGAGGUGUGUCGGCGAGGAGAUGGAGGCUGCGGCGGAAGCCCACCGACUAUGGGGCAUCGCGUUAAGCGAACAACUCGCCAAACCGCUCAGAGUGGGCGUAGCUGAAACGCAAGGCCGGUCGAGGAAGAGCAUCGAAAACUCGGUGGACAAGGCAUCCAAGUCGCUUCAGGAAUGGCGUGGGGUAACGGCGAAGAGCAAAAAGCAGAGCUUUGCGUGCGCGCGCGAGAAUGAGAGGCUACAGGAUCUGGCGCGGCUACAGACCAUCGGUCAAAGCCAGCAGAGCAACAACAGGUCGUCGAGUCAUCAAAUGACGGAGAAGGAAGCGAGCAAACUGGAGGCUAGACGGAGGAAGGCCGAGGACUCGUCGCGCCGAGCGGACACCGAAUUCUACACGGUCAGUGUGAGAGCUGAGAGGGCCAGGCUCGAGUACGAGAGCACGAUGAGGAAGGGCGCGAAGCAGAUGGAACUGCUCGAGGAGGAGCGACUGAGCGCCCUGAAGGACCUCGCCAACGUGUACUUGACGCACUUGCAGGCGCUCGCUCCGCGAUUGCAGCAGAGCGUCGAUCGCUUGCUGACGCCUGUGCGUAGCUGUAACGUGUCGCAGGAUCUAGAGAUCCUGAAAAAUCUCGUACGCCGAAUGGACAAUCACGAUGUGACGAACGCGGAACAAUUGCUGCCGGAUUUCUACGCCGAGCACGUCACGCUGGCGAUGAAUCGCGAACGGCGAAAGCAGGCCUUGGUGAGGGUGCUGCAUCUGAUAAGACAAGAUCUGGAGAGGGAAAGGCGAGGUAGAGAAGGUCUGGAAACGUUACACCGAGCCUUUGUCAAGACUCCGGCGUUCGCGGCGGACGAGAGCACGCAAAACGUGACGGACAAGCUGCAUCAUAUGCGCUCGAUGUUGCUAUACUUGGAGGCGGCUAGAUAUAAAGUCGGCGGUACGCUUGCCGAAGUGGAAGGUAGCAAACGGAGCAAACAUCCCUUGUCGGAGCAUAUCUUGGUCUCGAGAGACAAGCAGGGUUUGCAACAAAGUGUUCUCAAGAUUCCUUCUUGGACAAAGAACGAAUCUUUCGAGAUUCAGGACAGUGAUGUCGAACUCGAGAUGCAUCUGACCAAGGAUCAGAACGCCGAGACUCGCGAUUGGGCUGAUCGAACCGCCGGUGAUGGCAAUUCGGAGAAUCCACCGGACGAGGAUGAUUUCAGCGAUUUUGACGAGUUUAGUAGUCACUCAGAAGACAACAACAACCAGAUUGAUGGUACGGAAGUAGCGACGGCCAAGACUGAACGCACGGAGCAGUGUCGAGCGAUCUAUCAGUACUCCGCGAAUCUGAACGACGAGCUCAGCCUCAGUCCGGGAGACCUGAUAACCGUUCAUCAGAAACAGCCAGACGGCUGGUGGAUAGGCGAGUGCAGAGGCCGUACCGGCAUAUUCCCUGCCACUUACGUCCAAGUCAUUCAUUAG